Spirodela intermedia is the source of this 7283-nucleotide messenger RNA. Lineage: Eukaryota; Viridiplantae; Streptophyta; Magnoliopsida; Alismatales; Araceae. The record is from the annotation of a GenBank genome assembly.
AUGGAAAAGUGAGUAAAUUACGUUAUUUUUCUCAUGUCUUGCUAUCUCGUAGUUUGAUAGGAUUCCUGAUCUUUCCAUCUGGACACUUGAUUUUCAGAUACAUGCUUAUGGAAGAACUUGGGGAUGGAACCUGUGGUAGUGUUUAUAAAGCACUCAAUCUACACACAAAUGAGAUUGUGAGUAAGAAAACCUCUUUUUUAAAUAGCUAAAUUGGGCGUUUCCUGUUGUAUAAAAAUUAGGUACACUAGCCAGAGCUGUUAAUAAUUUUUGUUUUCAAACGGUUGUUUUUAUUACCACGACCAAUGUUAGCAUUUACUUUUCGGAACUGAUAAUAUUUUUUAUUGUGUAUCAAUGGCUAUAAAACAAUUAUUUCUCUUUCAGUUAACGAUGUAUAUUAAUUUCUUAUGGUUUUGAAUAUAAGAACUUUUCAACGAUGCAAUUCCCUUUUUAUUACACUUUGUUUUCGUCCAUCAAGCAUUAUUAUUUUUUCCACGUCGUUUAUAUCAUUAUGUUUAUCGUAUCAACCAGAAUGGCUUUGCCACAACCUUGGAAUCUAGAUCAGGUGAUAAAUGACGCAAAAUAAUUGUGCGAAAAGGUUUAUUUUUCUAUGUAUUCUUCUAGUCACACAACUAGAUAGUCUUUAUGAUAUAAUCAGAAAAUGCUCAGAACUUGUUUUCUGGAUUAUGAAACUUGUCAACUGUCAAAGGAUAGAAAAACCCCUGUGACUAAAGAUAUUAUGCAUUCAUCUGCGUUUUGAUGUAUGCUUGGCUUGGCAUAAGUGAGCUUAUUGCACUGACUAGGAGGAUUGAAUGGUAAAAUCUGAUUUGAUAAUCUGAACUUGUCAUCAUUGUAAAAUACUUUAAUAUGCCAAGGCAUGGAUAAACGUGAACUAUUCCUUGGAACAAGAUACUUUUCCCUUCUUGAACUACUAGCCUCUUCCUAUUAUUUUUUUCAUCAUCAUCUCAUUUUUGUUCUCUGUUUUUUUUAUCAACAUUUCUUCUCUUCUCCCUUUCUCGUAUAAUCCAUUUUUCCUCUCCCCCCCCUCUCUCUCUCUCUCUCUCUCUCCCUCCCUCUCAUAGUCUUAAUGUCAGCAUCUGCACCAUCUAGACAUGUUAACUGAUAAAUGCAGUUCUGGAAGUCUUGCAUCUCCGGUUUCUUUACAAAUUUCUUGAACCGAGGAUUCCCACCGUUCAUUUAUAUAUUCUCCUGAUAUGAAUGAAUAAUACUUUUGCUUUGCACGACAAUUUAGGUUGCUAUCAAGAAAAUGAAGAGAAAGUUUUAUUUGUGGGAAGAGUGCAUGAAUCUGCGGGAGGUGAAGGUGUGCUUCUUACCUGCUGAGAAACAAAUAGUACCUAUUUUUGUUUUAGACAAGUUAACUUACAUCAGAUAUGAUUCUUUGCAGUGUCUCCGUAAACUGAAUCAUCCAAACAUUAUCAAGUUAAAGGAGAUUGUCAGGGAGAACCAUGAGCUUUUCUUUAUCUUCGAAUAUAUGGUGAGGAAUUGCGAAUUUACAUCAAGUUGGAGAUGGAUAAAUUAACUGAAAAAUUCCCCUAGUCUUUGUUCAAUAUGGGUUUUUAGGAAACUUUAGAAAAUGAAAACUAUUUCUCUUUUCUUUGUUUUAGUAAUCUCGAAUAAUGUUUGAUCGUUUUGUUCUUUGAAGUUGUCUUUAACAUGUUGGACUCGUGACCAUGUAUGCUUUUGUGAUCCUCAGAGCACAAAUUUGAUAUUUGUUUAAAAUUCGUACCCUUCAUGAUUUACUGUGAAGAGUGACUUCCUCACUCUCCGAAAAAAAACAAGAAAAUGAUGUCAAUUCACGUGCAUAAAGAGCAUCGAAUUAUUAGUUUAUUGUCAAAUAGGAUUUCCCUUUGUAAGAAAUCAGUCAGUUUCGAUUUCCCGGGACUUCAAACCUUCAAACCUUCGAAUUUCUGCCCUGGUAAAAUUGCUUUGGAUUGUUAAUGUACAAUGACCAUCAAUGUCCAAAAUUCCCUUGGCCUGAUAGUGCUGCAUUUUUAUAAAAAGUGGGCACCACUCAAUCAGACCAAAACUUUAGGUCUCUUGGAAGAUCCUAAUGCCAGACGAAAGAUCUGUGGGACAAUUGUAUGUAUCGAUUUUUUUCAUAGUUGGAAUACCGAAACCCCAUUUGCCACAUCAGACACGUAGAAAAUCCACAGAAUCUUGGAUGUUCGUAUCUUCUUAUUGUCUCUGUUAGGCAUGGAUUAGUUUGUUUAAGUCGCUUAUUUGUGACUCUAGUCCUUGUAAUAUGACAUGAAAUUGUGUUAAAAGGAGGCUUGCAUUUUUGUACUCUGUUCUGUUGGUAAUGAGAAGUUUUAGCUGUUGACUAUAGUCCUGGCUGGGGACUCCUUGCUCGUAUCAGGUCAACCCUCUUACAUGAUUUAAUAUCUUAAUGGCAACAAGGCUACCAAUUGACUGGCUUAUGUAACUAUUUUAUUCUAUUAUUUGAUUUUUUUGGAACUUUUCUUAAUUUUUUUCAUCAAACACUCGUUGGGUUCAUGAUUUCCUCGGGAUACGCACAUACAGGAAUAUAACUUAUACCAAGUAAUCAGAGAUCGACAACAACCUUUUUCAGAAGCAGAAAUUCGGGGUUAUUUGUCUCAAGUGCUGCAGGGACUUGGCUAUAUGCAUAAGAAUGGAUAUUUCCAUCGGGACUUAAAACCUGGUAUUUGCAUUAUUGUCCAUUGUUUCCACAUGCGUAGUUCAAAAUUCGAGUGUCAUCCUCUGAGAAAAGUGUAUUUUGCUUUUAAGAAAAUCUGCUCGUGACAAAUGAAGUAGUCAAAAUUGCCGACUUUGGAUUGGCAAGAGAAAUUACAUCAAGGCCUCCUUAUACUGAAUAUGUUUCUACAAGAUGGUCAGUACUCUCUUCUUCAAAUUUCGGUUCCUUUCAUUAGGAAUCAGUAUUUUUAAUGAAAAUAUUUAACCAUAUCUUAUGUGUUGUUGCUUCAUUUCGUGAGCAAGGUACCGGGCACCAGAAGUACUGUUACAAUUUUCGUCUUACAGUCCUGCCAUUGGUAUGGUUUCUUUGCCCAUUGUCUACAUAUAUUGACUGUUCCUUACCCAAUCCCCGUAAUUUUGUCCAAUAUCUACCUUGCAUGAUCAGCUUUGUUGUUGGCCAGUUUACAUUUUCUCGCAAAGUAUGUUUACCGAAUGCUCUCUCUAAAGUUCUCACAAAUAACACCAGUAAAUAAUAGAUCAUACGUCGUAUGAAGAAAUAUUAUGGUGUUCACUUUGUUUUUGCCUUGUUUUUCUUAUGUGUAAUGUCACUAAAGAGUGGAAGAUUUCUCAGAUUUGUGGGCUGUUGGUGCAAUACUUGCGGAGCUUUUCACGCUGUCACCACUUUUUCCUGGCGAAAGGUAAUGGCUGAACACCAACCUUUUGAAUCAACAAAAGGGUUUAUGUAUAUAUAAUAUAAGUGCACAUUAUUUACUUAAUUAGGUGCAUCAUGAUGGUCUCGCUGACCUUCUCAUUGGUUGAGGCAAUCGAUGUACCAUAUAUUUUUUGAAUGUAUGAGAAUUACGUAUUUUAGCAUAUUUUACUGUAAAAAUUUAAGAUUGAUGGUUAAAUUAUUUUUUCCAAUCUUUAAAUAAGCGUCAUAUGAUGUGAAUUCAAAAUAAAUAAAAAAUACUUCAUGUUCCUGCAGAACUUUCUAUUACACGAGUUAAAUUUUCAAUUGAAAUAAUGAAAUACUGAAUAUUUUAGAGAAAUGACAGUGUGACUUUAUCAUUGUAUAUUCAUGAAGAGGACAGUAUAUUUUGAAAUUCAAAGCUCGGAAAGUCAUUGGGUGAUGUUGAUGUUGUGUAAACUUGACUAAGAUAGGGGUGAGAUCUGGGAAGCCUAAACAUGGAAGUGCUUAUUGUCCCUAAAAACUUCCCAGACCAUGGUUAUCAUGAAAAGUUACGGAGAAAUUUUGUGGGGGAUGCUUUAUUCAGUGUUAUUUUAUUAUAUGUAUAACAGUAUCGAGGUUUUUUCUCCCAGACGUGCCUGUGUAAAACAUUUUGAUAACUAUAGACAUUUUUUGUCUUAAUGUUUUGUUUGUAUUUCUAUUUAUUUUCCUUCCCAGUGAUUGUUGUGCUUACUUUUACUUUUAGGUUUGUAUGUCAUUUUUACCUCCAGACAAUGGCUUCUCUCAUUUUUCUGCUUUUGUCUUCCACGACCAGCUCCUCUCUUCCUUUUACUCUCCUCUCCUUCUCUCUCAUCAUUCAGUUUCAACUACUUUUGUACUUAUUCCAUCGAUCAAUCAUCAAGUAGUUCUAGUGGAUGUGGUAGUACUCCACUAGCAAUACCUUGUAACGGUACAACUUAUGGAGGGUUUGUCCCCCCACACUCGACAGUGUCAAGGCCUAUGUUAUUAGAAGUAGAAGGUGGGAGGUGUUUGCCAUGUUGGCUUGCAGCUCCAAAUAUGGAGGGGUUGUUGAUGGUGAAGAUGAUAUUUAAAGUUAACGCAAAGGGUAAUAAAUGCAAGGGAUCGGACUUCUCAGUGUCAAGGCCAAUUAUAUGGUUAAUAAAUUACAUAUUUUUUAGAAAUAUUUUUUUUUGGUAUGAAUUAUAUCAGAUAUCUCAUUCAGAUCACAUUUGGUAAUUUUAAAUCCAAAAUGAUUCAUAUCAAGCUGCCGAUUUUACUUUAUUUUGGUCACCUCGUCAGUUGACCCCACAUAGAGUACAUGUAAAUAAAUGUUAACCUAAAUGGUAAUCUGAAUCUUGUGAGUUGUGUCAGGCAUUGCAGAUCAGUUUAAGAGUAGGUCGUCACCCGAAUCUGAUCCCCUUUUACACUCUCGCAUCAUUGGACCUAUGAUUUCAUUGGGAGAGUCUGAAAUAUUUUAGAAUGGUGAACUGGGGAAGAUGCGAUAAAACAGAAUCACGUAUGCUUGUAUGCAGUUUUUUCCCCCUUAUCUUCCUUCACAUAUGAAAAGCCCAGCUGCUCUAUUUAUCUGUUUGCUAUCCUAUUUAUCUUUCUUGAUGGAGAUGGCUAAUUACCCUGUGAAUUCAUUGGAAGUCAAAUCAUUAUGUCUGUCAGGCUUGUAUUAAUUCAUUCUGUUUAGGGUAAAUUGGCCCAAAUGACUCCAAAUGGCCAAUUCAGUCACAAACUAGCUGAAAUAUUUUUCAUUUUUUCUGAUUUAUUCCUUAUUGGUAGGAGUUAUCCCUCUUCUAGUUCCUUAAUAAAUAUUUUCUGCAGCGAAACAGACCAAAUACACAAAAUAUGUUAUAUACUGGGGAGCCCAGACUUUAGCACCUGGCCUGAAGGGAUUAGACUUUCACAAGCAAUCAAUUUCAAGUUUAUUCAGGUUGGUCACAUCAAACCGUACUUUCAAGUUUAAAUGUGUGAGGUACGGAUUCUCUUAACCUUCUUUUUUGUGUGGUAGACGAGGCCAAUCAAUCUUUUCGAUGUCAUUCCAAACGCUAGCUCAGUGGCAAUCGAUUUAAUAAUGGUAAAAGGGAGACAGUCUCUUUCGGUCUUUGUUGAUCAUUAUGGCUUCAAAUUUACUGUUGAACGUGUGAAUUUUUCAUACUAGAAACUCUGUUCCUGGGAUCCCCAGAGGAGGCCUACUGCUGAGGAAGCACUUCAGCAUCCCUUUUUUCAUGUAAUGGCAUGUGUUCCUUAUUAUCUACGCGCAUACAGAUACAUCUGGAUAUGGAUUAAUGGGCAAGGUUUUCCUUACGUGUGCUUCUUUACUAGGUGGGGACAUGGAUCCCGUACCCAGUGAGGGACACACCCUUUAUGCCUAACCAAACUGACAAUGGUGAUAUACAUGACUUUAUGGGUAAAUAUAUUAUUUCACAUCUCGUGCAUCUGAUUGCGAAUUCCGCAUCCUUUUCUUGAUAUUAUGUUCAGUAUUUAAGGAUUGAUGUGCGACUCCUACUCUGGUGGUCAGGAGAGGGGCCCAAGCUUGAACUGAAUCUAUGGGACUUCGGGGCUCAGAAGGACGACUGCUUUCUUGGAUUAACUCUUGGACUCAAGCCCAGUGUUUCUAGGCUCGGUAAAGCCAUCUACAACUCUUUGCAUACAGUUGUCCUUUUUAAUAUUGGUGUCCACUCUUUGUAUACCGACUAAUAAUUCCUUGACAUCUGUAUAUAGUCUCCAAAGAUGCGAAUUUUGGUUAUGAGAUGCAUGACCUCAUAUGAUUGGUAAAAUAUCAAUCUUUUGCAAAGUACCUUGAAAUUUUGCGAUCAUCCACAACGGUUCAGUUGUUUAAUACAAAACACGUCUGCAUACUUUCCCUAAAUGCGAAAUCACUGUUUCUCUAGAUCAUGCAUGCCGUUUGUCUUAGUUUCUGUUCAUGCCCACGCACUAAAUAUAUCCGGGCCUGCCAAGUGACAUUAACUACCAAUUAUAAAUAUCACCGUUGACCUGUGAGUUUUUUUGGCCGUUUGUUGAAGGGAUUGUGUCUCCUGCGAGCAUCCAUGAUGUCAAACGUAGCAUAGAACAAAUCACGCACUGCUUGAUUCAUCCUCUGUCUCAAUUCGUAGUUCAUCCCGUGGGUAUGCCAUUUUUAGGAGUAGAAUCUUGACAGUAUGACUAAUUCUUGUCUUCGCCACAGAUGCUUCACAUCAGGCCUCUCAACGUGGAAAAGAGGUACGUCUCUGGCGUAUGAGCUUCCCAUUUGUCUUAUAAUCACAUGGGCGUCAAUAAAUACUUCAUACCACAAUUUAUGUAGGGAAACCUGAGGGCAUCAUGGAUUUAUUAUUAUUAUUAUUAUUAUUUUGGGUGUUUUCAAGACGUCCAUGAAUGUGGGCUCUUGAACUCUGCACCCGCUUCCUUCUGAGAUUUUUGUGCCGGUUCAAUGCAGGAAAUGCUAUUUUGCUCCGGAGUUCAAGACCAUCCUGCGCAGUCAGGUGGCUGCCUCUACAACCGUUCAUCUUAGUAGUAUUUCACUCAAGAGAGGCAUUCAAGCUGCACAAUCAAAAUCGGCACAGAAAAAUAAUUAAAAAUAAAUAAAUAAUCAGAGCCCAGUGAUUCUGAACAAUAAUUUAUUUUUCUCUCUCUGUUGCAGUGUUCUGGCCCCUGCUGUCCUCAGACUACCAGACGGAUGAAUCAACUGCGAGGGCUCCCCUGCCAGCUCCUUAUGUUCUUAACAGGUAGAGCUCGCCCAAAUGAUGUUCAUGGGGUAUCUUUAUCUUCCUCGGGGGGGUUUGAUUGACCAUCAUGAGUUCUUCCCUGCAGCCCUACGGCGUUCAUCGCCGGCCGGCAAACUGGCCGGCUGAGUGGGCAUGGCUUCGGGACGAUGAUGAAAGUUUCAUCGCCCAUGCAGCAGUGCACUUACUUUGAGUGA